Molecule: messenger RNA, 1029 nt
Organism: Dermochelys coriacea (leatherback sea turtle)
Lineage: Eukaryota; Metazoa; Chordata; Testudines; Dermochelyidae
Product: adenosine receptor A3-like
Exons: 2
Coding region: 1-1029 (342 amino acids)
Biological process (GO): G protein-coupled receptor signaling pathway
Cellular component (GO): membrane
Molecular function (GO): G protein-coupled receptor activity
Source: RefSeq, a predicted model, not a curated record
AUGUUGGGUAACAGCAGCAGCCCCAAUUGCACUCUCCCCAGCCCACCUCUUCUGGAAGAGAUCUGCAAGCUCUUCGUCAUGGUCCUGCUGAUCUUUGCCAUCAUCCUGGGCAAUGUGGUGAGCCUCCUGGUCUUCCUGCAAGCCAGGCAGUUCAGGACUUCUCAGGGCUACCUGAAAGCCUCCUUGGCCCUGGCUGACCUGGCUGUGGGGCUCAUUGUGGUGCCCUACUCCAUAUACAGGGAGGUGAGCAGCUUAGCCUCUGGCAUGGGGCAGGGAAGCAGCAGUUGCUCUAUCCCAUCCUUGCCCUGCUUCAUCACCGGACCCAUCUUUGCCGGCUGCACCUUCGUCUCCAUCACCACCAUCUUCCUGCUGUCAGUGGAGAGGAGCGUGGCGGUGCUGAAGCCCCUGCACAAGAGGGCGGUGAUCACCAAGCGGCGGAUGGUCUGGCUUAUCCUGCUCUCGUGGUCCAUGAGCUUCUUGCUGGCAGUGGUGCCUAUGAUCUCCAGGUCGAUCACCACCUUGCAGCUGCCUGGCUCUGCCUGGAACGUCAUGCUGCUCUUCCCAGCCUUCGACUUCUCCCUGCUGGGAGGCACCUUCGCCAUGAACUUCAUCACCUUCGCCGCCAUCCACCAGUACUGCAAGGCCCGCAGGCAGCUGGGCAGUGAGGCACAGCACGGCAGCCACCUCUCCUUCUCUGACAUCACCGCGGCCAAGACUAUUGGCAUCCUGACCUUUGCCUUCUUGGCCUCCUUCAGCCCUAUCACCGUCUUCGUGGUGGGCUCCGUGCUGGGCUACCAGUGGUGUCAGUUCUCCUUCUAUGCCUUCUGGAUUCUGACCUCCAACAGCUGCUGGAACGUGGCCAUCUACAGCGCCUGGGACCCCAAGUUCAGGCAAGGAGUCAGGGAGCUGUUCAGCAAGCCGGUACUGAACUCUGCCUCCCAGCGCCCCAGCCGCUCCACGGAAGGGGACAGCUCAGCUCCAGCCUCUGUGGCUGUCUUCAAGGACAUGUUUCACCCAGAGAAUGCCUGA